AUUUGAAAAUUAAAUCAGAUUCUCUCUCUUCUACUUCUGGAUUCUCAUUCAAUUUUCAAUUACUUCGUAACGAAGGAGUAGACUCGAAGAAAACUAACGAACCCAAACAAACUAAAAUUUUCCAAUUCUUCGCUAAUUUUCGUCAACCUCGAAGACUUCCGCUGAUUUCUCUUCAUUUUCUCUCUCCUAUUCAUCUUCGUUCGUUUUCUCCGAUCUCUUUUGAGUAUUCAAUUUCGAUUUGCAGCAAUCAAUUUUCAAAACUCGGCAACUUUCUUCCUUGAUCCGUAAGAUUAGGGCUUUUAUUAUAGCCAAUUUCUUGCAUUUUGUCCCUAAUUUUUAUUGGGCUAGUUCUUGUUUUGGGUGAUUCUUUGUUUCACUUCGUUUUUCACGACUUCAUGGCAGAUGGAAGUCUCAUCCGAAGGAAAUAAAACUGCAGUGCUUCUUUCCUUUUGAUGAUGUUCUAAAGUAAUACAUCACAUACUGCAGGAAAUAAGAUUGUUGAGGCAGAUAUCAUAAUGAAUCAGCCACUUUCGCCCAAAGAUGAAAGGAUUGUUUCUGCCAAUCCUUCCCCGGAUGCAGCCAUCACAGGGCCUUCAAGGAAUGCUAUCGAAGCUCCAAGGUCAUCAGAGGCAGCAGCAGAUAAUAAGGCAAUGCACCCACCCUAUAAUUAUGGAUCUCUGGAGCAAACUUACUUUUAUGGAGGAUAUGAUAGUGGAGCUAGCAGUUGGAGUGGAUAUCCACAGUAUGCUUCUGGUGCUGAAGGCCUUCAUGUUGUACCUCCGGUCAUUUUUGGUGAUAAUUCGUCUCUUGGACUGCAUUCUCCUUAUGGAUUCAAUUCUCCUAUGACAUACGGACAGUAUUCACCUGCCACUACACCUGUACCUCAGAUAAUUGUUGAUAACCAGUUCUUUUCUCCUCAACAAGUUCCUGUUUCUCCACAAUACUAUCCACAGCCUGCUGGUAGCUCGAUGCCACAUAUGUCAGCAACAAUUCCAGUUUCUCAUGCUGAUAUGGUGACUCAUAAAGGACACAUAUCCAUAAAUGCACCUUAUAAUCAUGGUUUUUACAACUUUCAUGGGAUGUAUGGUUCUGGUGAACAUUUAUCAAGUCCAUCAAACUCAACUGAUAUGGGGUGGAGAACUUUGACAUCAGCUGCAGCAUACACUCAACCAGUUGGUACUCUUGGUUCUUUUGACCCCACAGUUGGACAGAUUGCUCAACAGAGAUCGCAUCCUGGAUAUGGAUCGUCAGAGUAUGUUAAUGGGCCAUAUCCCUAUGAUGGAUUGUUUCAUGGUUCUAGUUUUAGUGGGAUGCCUAACUCUCAACAAGGAGCUAGUCUUUGGAAUACUCCAAGUUUCGUGAAGGUGCGGAAUCAAAGGGAGCAGGAUUCGUUGUUUGCUAGUUCUGGUGACCGUAAUAGAGGACCAAGGGCAUCAAAAGGAAAAGGAAAGGGAACGACUGGUAGUGGUUUGUUGCCUGGUACUGAAAAUGCUACAGAGAAUAACUCAAUGACUAGUAGUGCUAAAAUUGGUGUGUCUGCUUGUGGAGUGAAUUUUGCAUCUCUCAAUAGUGCAGAGUUUCCGACUGACUAUGAGAGUGCAAGGUUCUUUAUCAUCAAGUCUUUUAGUGAAGACAAUAUCCAUAGAAGCAUUAAAUAUGGAGUUUGGGCAAGUACACCUCAUGGAAAUAGAAAGUUAGAUGCUGCUUAUCAGGAAGCCAAAGAGAAAGGCAACUGUCCUGUAUUUCUCUUGUUUUCAGUUAAUGCUAGUGGCCAAUUUUGUGGUGUAGCGGAAAUGGCUGGGCCUGUGGAUUUUGAUAAGAAUGCAGAUUACUGGCAGCAGGAUAGAUGGACUGGACAGUUUGCAGUCCGUUGGCACAUAAUUAAGGACAUUCCGAAUAGUAAAUUUCGGCACAUUUUGCUAGAAAAUAAUGACCACAAGCCUGUUACUCAUAGCCGAGACUCUCAAGAGGUUAAUCAGGAGCAGGGCAUUGAUAUGCUCAGAAUUUUCAAGGAAUUCGAAGCGCAAACAUCGAUCCUUGAUGACUUUGAAUUUUAUGAGGAGCGGGAGAAGGUUCUGCAUGGAUGGAAGAAUCGACAGCAAGCCAAAGCAAAGCCUAGUGUUUCAGAAUCUCUUACUGAUGAGAUGCUGAAUAGUAUUACUGACAAAUUAGACAACACUCUCCAUUUAGAGGAGAGUUGUAAAGAAGUAGUGGCUACUGAAAAUAGCAGCAGCACGCACGAGAGCACCAAGGUAUAGUUAGAACGCACAUCUGCAAAUGUCAUCUCCCAAAGUUCCGUCUUCUCAGAGCAAAGAAUGCUUAAAAGAUAUUUUCGUUAUUUUUGUCAUUGUGUCCGGGAAACUGGGAUUCCCGCCUGCUCGAUUCUUCACUAGUUCCCUUAUUGAGCGCGCAUGAGCCAAGCAUUCUUCAGUUAGCUGGUGCCUGGUGGUUGUGGCAGGAUUGUUGUAUGAUGUGCCUGGCUCUUUAAAGGUGUAAUUUUAGCUCCAUACCGUCACAAAAAAAAAAAAAAAAAAAAGUUUUUUUUUGUUUUUUUUCUCCUUUUUGUCCUUUUUCGUCUUGUUUUUUAUUUAAAAUUAUAUUUUCAGAUUUGUUGCUGUUCUCUGUUAAAUGGAUAUAUUUUACAGCUUAAAUCACCAUUUCCCUUGGAUAAUGAGCACUUCAAGAUUUUGAUGUAAUUCCCCAAUUUUAAUGGGAAAGAAAACUAAUAAAUUAUUUCUGUAAGAGCAUUGAAUGGUUGAUACUUGAUAGUAAUUUCAUUUGUGUAA
This is a messenger RNA of Amaranthus tricolor (Joseph's coat), 2786 nucleotides long. Its product is annotated as YTH domain-containing protein ECT3-like. The record is from RefSeq and is a predicted model, not a curated record. Gene Ontology annotation, molecular function: mRNA binding. NCBI's taxonomy places the organism in Eukaryota, Viridiplantae, Streptophyta, Magnoliopsida, Caryophyllales, Amaranthaceae. Gene Ontology annotation, cellular component: cytoplasm. Bases 516 to 2258 code for a protein of 580 amino acids. Gene Ontology annotation, biological process: mRNA destabilization. The transcript is spliced from 9 exons.